Molecule: messenger RNA, 1305 nt
Organism: Alnus glutinosa
Lineage: Eukaryota; Viridiplantae; Streptophyta; Magnoliopsida; Fagales; Betulaceae
Product: stemmadenine O-acetyltransferase-like
Exons: 1
Coding region: 1-1305 (434 amino acids)
Source: RefSeq, a predicted model, not a curated record
AUGGAUAGGGUGAAGGUGAAGGUUAAUAUAAAAGCAAGAGAAACCAUCAAGCCAUCCUCACCCACACCCCAGAACCUCAAAAUCUUCAUUCUCUCCCUCCUAGACCAGAUUGCCCCUCCAAUCUACGUGCCAAGGAUUUUGUACUAUGCAUACAAUGGUACCAAACCAAACCUCAAAACCCAGGAACGAAUUAACCUUCUAAAGGAAUCCCUAUCGCAAGCCUUAACUCGAAUCUAUCCUCUUGCUGGAAGGGUCAAAGAGAACCUUUUUAUCGAGUGUAACGACGAGGGGGCAGAUUUUUUAGAAGCCGAAGUGAAUUCCCCACUCGACGAAAUUCUAAGGCAGCCUGAAGUUGAUGUGCUUGAUCUACUCCUUCCUCGGGACUAUGAAACCCAAUUGGCCGUUCAGGUUAACAUCUUCAGCUGUGAAGGAAUGGCAAUUGGUAUAUGCAUGUUUCACAGGAUUGUUGAUGGAGCCACAUUCUCAUCAUUUGUCAACAUGUGGGCUGCCAUUGCUAGCCGUUCUGGCCCCGGCGAUUCUUUGUCAGCUCGAGCUCCCAUCUUUCCUGGGCCACGUCUCUUCCCAAAGAGGGAUAUAUCGGCCUUUGUGCCAAGGUUUGACGUGCCAAAAGGCAACUGCAUUACAAAAAGAUUCGUCUUCCCGGGAUCAAAGAUUGCUUCUCUCAAGGAAAAAGUUGUGGCAAACAAUGCAAAAGAUGGUACUGUACUUAGUCCAACCCGCAAUGAACUGGUGUCGGCUCUAAUCUGGAGAUGCGCUAUGGAGGCAAAAUCCGGGCACCCAAUUAGUCCGUCUAUUAUGACACAUGCAGUAAAUCUACGUCCGAAAAUGGAUCCUCCCCUGCCAGACACUGCUUCUGGGAAUAUUUCUUGGCUGGCAAUUGCACGAACACCAUCGACUCUAGAGUUGCACGAUUUGGUGAAUGCAAUCAGAAAUGCAGUGAAGAAAGUAGACAAGGAUUACACGAGGCAGAUGCAAGGUGAAAAUGGGCUUUCCUUGAUGAGUGAUUGUCUUAAAGAAAUUGGAGAACUGGUGCCAGAAAAUGUGGAAGUAUACAGGUUCGUUAGCUGGGCCGCCAACUUGCAACUAUAUGAGGCUGAUUUUGGCUGGGGGAAGCCUAUUUGGGAGAGUACUGCUGGAUUUCCGUUCAAGAAUGUCAUCAUCUUCAUUGAAACAAGAGUCGGUUAUGGUCUUGAAGCAUGGGUGAGCAUGGAUGAGCAGGACAUGACCAUUUUCGAGCAGAGCCAAGAGCUUCGAUCAUUUGUUUCCUCCGAUGGGAAUGUUUAA